AUGCCGACCUGGAGCUGGAGGAUCUCAUACCGCGGCUUUGCGCUCACACACUUCCGUCCCUCUGCCACAUGCUUCUUCAAACCGCGCUUCCUGGCCACCGUUGCCGCCGGCCGCAGGCAAACGCCGCUCGGCACAGGCACCACCACGCCCGUACCAGAUGAAGCUCAUCCGCCCAGAUCCAGCUCGCCCUUCUACUUUGAGGCCGGUUAUGCCCUCUACGCCAAGAGGCCGUCGCGCCCGUUCCCCCCGCCCUUCCUCUCGCUGCCGUCGACCUCGUUCUCCGACCCGCUGAGCACCCAUCAUAGAAGUAGAGACAGGUGGAGCUACGUCAACGGCGAGAUGAUCCGGGGAAUCACCAACGGCGACGAUGCCGUCCUGGUAAGCGAGAACUUCAUCGGCGCAAAUGACGGCGUCGGUGCGUGGUCGACGAAAGAGAGAGGGCAUGCUGCACUGUGGUCACGACUCAUCCUACACUUUUGGGCGCUGGAAGCUGAGCGUGAUAACUACGGCGACCCCCACGAGCCGAACCCAGUUGAAUACCUCCAUAAAGCCUUCGAACAUACUAAGGAAGCUACGUCCGCGCCCACGGAAUGGCUUGGGACGACAACAGCCUCAGGUGCGAUCCUGGGCUCAGAUGCGGGCAACGCACCGCACCCGAUCCUUUACGUUACCCAGCUUGGUGAUUCUCAGAUUCUGGUGCUGCGUCCGCAGAGUAAAGAGGUAAUCUUCAAAACAACCGAGCAGUGGCACUGGUUCGACUGUCCGCGACAGCUUGGAACAAACAGUCCCGAUACUCCGAAAGAAAAUGCCGUCAUGGACCGCAUCAAAAUUCAGGAGGACGAUGUCGUGCUAGCCAUGUCCGACGGCGUGAUUGAUAACCUUUGGGAGCAUGAAGUCUUGCAGAACGUUGUAGACAGUAUCACCAAAUGGGAAAACGGUGAGGCUCUCAAAGACGACAAAAGGGACAUGGAGGAGAAAUCCUACGCCGAUGGUAUGCUAUAUGUCGCGCAAGAGCUUGUCAAAGCCGCACGUACUAUUGCUGAGGAUCCCUUCGCCGAAAGUCCGUACAUGGAAAAGGCAAUCGACGAGGGUCUUUCGAUUGAAGGAGGCAAGCUAGACGACAUCAGUGUCGUUGCCGCCCAAUGCAAGCGAAGGAAGGGCUGA
This is a messenger RNA of Aplosporella prunicola CBS 121167, 1164 nucleotides long. RefSeq lists its product as uncharacterized. The coding region runs from base 1 to 1164 and encodes 387 amino acids. The record is from RefSeq and is a predicted model, not a curated record. The transcript has 3 exons. NCBI's taxonomy places the organism in Eukaryota, Fungi, Ascomycota, Dothideomycetes, Botryosphaeriales, Aplosporellaceae.